CAUCUUUUUGUGGUUAGUGAACGUUCAAAUAAAAAAAAUAAAUAAUGAAUGUGAAAUUUUUAUGUUUAAUCAUAUAUCUUAUGUUUUAUCGUAUAUGUUAUUUUAUCUUUUAAUGUACAAAUAAUACUUUGAGUCUUCACAAAUUAUUUUCAACUUUUUCAUUUUUUCUCGGAUCAUGAAUUUUAAUCUGUAAACAGUGAACUUAGAACACAAUUGGAAAUGAAAGGGAAUUAAUUAUAAUAUGCAAGCAAAGCUACUUCGGUUAAUAUUUAUUUAAAUAAUUCAGUUUUUCAUUAUGUCUCUCAAGAACAUAAAAGUUUUAGAAUUAGCAGGCCUUGCUCCUGCUCCUUUUUGUGGAAUGAUUCUUGCUGAUUUUGGAGCAACUGUUAUUAGAGUUGAUAAGACAGGUUUGUUACUUAAAGAUGUUUUAGCGAAUGGAAAGAAGUCAAUAUCGUUGAAUUUGAAAAGUGAAGAAGGAAACAGAAUAUUUAGAAAAAUGAGUGAUCAAAGCGAUGUUGUGAUAGACCCCUUUAGAAAAGGUGUAAUGGAGAAAUUAAAGUUGGGACCUGACGAUUUGAUGAAAACUAAUAAAAAAUUAAUUUAUGCUAGACUCACAGGAUUUGGUCAAAGUGGGCCCUAUGCCACAAUGGCUGGGCAUGAUAUUAAUUUUUUGGGUUUAUCAGGAUUGCUUUCAUUAUUUGGUCGAUCUGAAGCAAAGCCAACACCUCCAGUAAACUUUGCAGCUGAUUUUGCUGGAGGAGGAUUAAUUUGUGCUUUAGGGAUUAUGAUGGCUCUUUAUGAACGAACUCAAAGUCAAUUUGGUCAAGUUAUUGAUGCUUCGAUGGUUGAAGGAUCUGCAUAUGUUGGCAGUUGGCUAUACCGAUCGUUUAAAGAAAUGCCAUUGCUGUGGGGAAAAGAUCGCGGACAAAAUAUCUUAGAUACAGGAGCACAUUUUUAUGAAGUUUACGAAACUCAAGAUGGUAAAUAUAUGGCAGUUGGUGCUAUAGAACCACAAUUUUAUGCUAUUUUUCUAAAUAAGCUCAAUUUAACGGAUGAAGAAUUGCCACAAUUUAGAGAUUUUGAAAAAAAUAAAGUCAAAUUAGCAAAUAUUUUCAAGCAAAAAACACAAGAUGAAUGGACACGCAUUUUUGAUGGAACUGAUGCAUGUGUAACUCCUGUUCUGUCAUUAAAAGAUGCUCCGAAUCAUUCCCACAACAAGGCAAGACAGAGUUUUACUGUCAAUAAUCAAAAUAUAAUCCCUAAUCCAUCUCCAAUACUUUCUCGUACUCAUGGAACGUCUUGUGCUGCUAAAUAUUCAAAUAUAGUUGUUGGAGAACAUUCACGAGAAGUCUUGUCAGACUAUGGAUUUAAAAAAGAAGAAAUUGAUCAUUUUAUCAACUCAGGAAUAGUUCACCAAACUCUUAAACAAUCUAAGCUUUAAUUUGAUAGUCAUUUUCAGCCAUUGGAUUAAUAUUUAUACAAUUUAUUAAAAAAAUAGGUGGUGUUAUAGCUUUAAAUAUG
This is a messenger RNA of Chelonus insularis, 1521 nucleotides long. RefSeq names its product Alpha-methylacyl-CoA racemase (gene Amacr). NCBI's taxonomy places the organism in Eukaryota, Metazoa, Arthropoda, Insecta, Hymenoptera, Braconidae. Gene Ontology annotation, cellular component: mitochondrion. Gene Ontology annotation, molecular function: alpha-methylacyl-CoA racemase activity. Gene Ontology annotation, biological process: bile acid metabolic process. The transcript is spliced from 5 exons. The record is from RefSeq and is a predicted model, not a curated record. The coding region runs from base 296 to 1441 and encodes 381 amino acids.